Molecule: messenger RNA, 1707 nt
Organism: Ilyonectria robusta
Lineage: Eukaryota; Fungi; Ascomycota; Sordariomycetes; Hypocreales; Nectriaceae
Product: fungal-specific transcription factor domain-containing protein
Exons: 3
Coding region: 1-1707 (568 amino acids)
Biological process (GO): positive regulation of transcription by RNA polymerase II
Cellular component (GO): nucleus
Molecular function (GO): zinc ion binding; DNA-binding transcription factor activity, RNA polymerase II-specific; transcription cis-regulatory region binding
Source: RefSeq, a predicted model, not a curated record
AUGCCGCCAAGCAACAGCAAGCCGUGCCACAACUGCCGUCGUCGACGCCUGCGCUGCGACCGCUCGUGGCCGACAUGCCACAAAUGUGCGGUCUCGGGGCAGGACUGCCUCGGGUAUGGCAAGGUUUUCGUCUGGACACAGGGGAUUGAUUCCCAGGGCAAUGUCAACCCGCCGCCCGGACGGAGGGCGGCCGACGAAGGUGGCCCGGCCGGCCAGCCGCAGCAGCUCAGCCAGAUGGGCCAGAUGGGUCAGACGAGCCAGAUGAUGGGUCGUCAGCUAGACCAGCCGCCUUCGGAUUCCAUCCCGACCUCGACCAGUCCAGGCAUGGAUGAUGAGAUGGACAUGUCCGGCGAGCACCACUAUCACCAACAGACGUACCAACAGACGCACCAACAGACGCACCCGCACCAGCAGCAGCUACCCUGGCAACGUCCUGGAGCUUUGACCGAUCCCCUCUUCCAGGACCUCGAUCGCAACUCACGAUACUACCUGGCGCACUUUGCCGACCGCGUGUGCAAAGACCUCGUGGUGCGAGACACGCCUGAGAGCAAUCCCUUUCGCGAGCUGCUGCCGUUGACGCGGAAUCACCCUCUUCUGCUGCAGAUUCUCAUCGCGACAUCGGCUAUCCACUGGUCCAACAUCUUCCGCCCUAAUUACACCAUACCUGCCGGCCUCACCGACCCGGGCGGCCAUCUCUCCCUGCUUCGCUCCAAGGACCUUGUGACCUGUCAAGCCCUGAUCGAUGCAUUGACGGCUAAGCAAAAGGCCAUGAGCCACCUGCGCGGGGUGCUCGACACGCUCGACCCCGCCGGCAGUGAGGUUGCAUUGGCCGCCAUGCAGCUUUUCAUCAAAUUCGACCUAAUCGAUCUCGACAAGUCCGAUGGACAAAGCUGGAAGGCCCAUCUGGAAGCUGCCACGAGCAUCAUGGCGCUACUCAGCCCGGACAGCUCCACCAGUUCCUCCAGUAGGAUGCUGCGGGACCGGGUCAUUUCCGACUGCUUCAUCUACCACAUUUUGGGCUCGACACUGGCAUCCGGGGGGCUUGCAGCCCGGAUUGCCCGCCACGCCUUCGAGUUCCUGCCAGUCAUGCAGCGGGUCGAACUAACCAGUUUCCUGUCAUGUCCGACGGAAAUUUUGCAAAUCAUUCUGUCAGCAUCCCAGCUGUCACAUGAGACCCCGUGGGCAGAUUCUUUUCUCCCAGCGGCUGACGAAGCGCUGUCACUUAUCGAUCAGGCGCUUACGAUGGACAUCCCGGCGUGGGCCGCUCACCUCCAGAGGCACGGCAAUGUGACGGACUUGGAGAGUCGUGUUCAUCUAGCUUCGGCGCACCGGUCCGCGGCAUGUCUUUACAUUCUGCAAGCGCUGCCAUUGGUGCGAGCGGUGAGGCCGGUUGACACGGAUGUCCUCGUGGGCGACAUCUUGACCAACCUUGCCUUCAUUGGCGAAGAUGACCCGUACUUCAAGGCCACGUCAUGGCCAACCUUUAUUGCUGGCGCAGAGACGCGUGAUCCCGAGAAGCGAACGUGGUCGUUGACUCGGUUGUUUGCCAUUUGGGAGAUCUGCCCGUGGGGCUACCUCUUCACAGCCAUCGAGAUGCUCAAGGCAACGUGGGCGCUACAGGACUCUGGCAGAGGGCAUCAAGAGGGGGCGGGGGUUAACUGGCUGCGGGACCUGCGAGGGCUUGGGUUUGAGCACUUGAUUGUUUGA